AUGAGUUUUAGAGAGGUGGAUCAGAACUUCAAGAAGUUGGGUCACUCCAAUAAUACUUGGUCGGAUUAUCUCAUUUUGCGUUCUAUUGGUGUGGCCACUAGAGCUAAGCCUCCGCCGACGAUGAUUGAGUAUACAAAUCCAACAGGUUUCACUUUCGAAGCUGAGCUCCUAGCGGUGAUCCAUGCAAUCUCGAUUGCCCAUAAUCGAGGUUGGUUUUCUUUAUGGGUGGAAGCUGAUUCUGAAUAUGUGGUUCGGCUUCUCCAGGCGAGAAGCAUGGAUGUUCCUUGGCGUUUCAUUGGUCUUUGGAAGCAAACGAUUGUGAAGUUGUCAGACUUCAAUAUGCAGGUGUCGCACAUUUAUCGUGAAGGAAAUAGAGCAGCGGACAUUAUGGCAAAUCAAGAUCGAAAUGAGGGGUGGUGGCCUUUUGCCAUUGAGGAGAUAAAGUUGGCGACCAACUUGGAUAUGGCGACGCAUAGUGCGAUUCGCAUCAAGAAUUGA
Salvia miltiorrhiza (redroot sage) is the source of this 498-nucleotide messenger RNA. RefSeq lists its product as uncharacterized. Lineage: Eukaryota; Viridiplantae; Streptophyta; Magnoliopsida; Lamiales; Lamiaceae. The transcript has 2 exons. Gene Ontology annotation, molecular function: nucleic acid binding; RNA-DNA hybrid ribonuclease activity. The record is from RefSeq and is a predicted model, not a curated record. Bases 1 to 498 code for a protein of 165 amino acids.